Messenger RNA from Rubroshorea leprosula, 837 nucleotides. The record is from the annotation of a GenBank genome assembly. Lineage: Eukaryota; Viridiplantae; Streptophyta; Magnoliopsida; Malvales; Dipterocarpaceae.
GGGUUUAUUUCCUCCCUUCGAUUACGACAAGUAUUCUAGCUCGAGCUCUCAAGAUUACUGGCUCAAGCUAAGGUUUUCUUCUAUAAAUCAUCGAUCAAAUGUAUUUUUCCAGUUUGCUCAGGAGCUUCUCCACCAGGGAGGACAUAUUAUUUUCAUCUUGCUGGUUGAUUUCGGUUGACUCGUCUUCACGAGUGCUGAUUCACUGAAAAUGACAAAGGAAGAAGGGAAAGUUAAAAAGAGAAAAAAGUUGGCUGGCAAUCAAGCAGGAAACAUACCAUCUGCCCAAGAAGAGGAAUCAUCAAAACAGUUUGAAGAAGAAAAGGAAGAAAAUAUGCAAACUGGGACUGCCAAUGAAACAGGCUACAAAGGAAGAUCAGGACGUCCACGGAAACCACUAUCAGAUGUGGAGACGAAGAUAAGGAACGAGAAGAAAAUUAAAAAGGAUAGAGAUAAACGGAAAAAAGAUAAGUUUGAAUUCAAUAUAUACAAGAUCUUUUGUGAGGACGAUGAAAAUAGGUGCAAGUUCAAAACCUUUCUUGAAAAGCGCAGGAAAAGCAUUGAAAAAAUUUCGAAGUUCAAACUUGAAGAAUACAAGGCCAGUUGUGGGGAGGCCAGAAUUACUAAAAUGUUAAAAGAUAAGGACAGGAAAAGAAAUGAUAAAACAUCGAAGAAUUAAAGAAGCCCGACGAAGAUUUUAUAGUGCAAUUAUCUGUUUUACUUACUCCCAAGUUCCAACCAUGCAAUUAUUCUUUUUCGGUUUAAUAUAAAAUAUAUUAUUAUAUCACAGCCCUAAGUACCCACAAAUGGGCCCUGAUUCCGCCCCUAAGCCACACAUUA